This is a messenger RNA of Uloborus diversus, 1501 nucleotides long. RefSeq names its product homeobox protein SIX2-like. Bases 1 to 1272 code for a protein of 423 amino acids. Gene Ontology annotation, cellular component: nucleus; transcription regulator complex. Gene Ontology annotation, molecular function: RNA polymerase II cis-regulatory region sequence-specific DNA binding; DNA-binding transcription factor activity, RNA polymerase II-specific. The transcript is spliced from 2 exons. The record is from RefSeq and is a predicted model, not a curated record. Gene Ontology annotation, biological process: regulation of transcription by RNA polymerase II. Lineage: Eukaryota; Metazoa; Arthropoda; Arachnida; Araneae; Uloboridae.
AUGGCAGGACUGCAUUCGGAGAAUACCUCUUGUUGCGGUGGUGCAACCGCAGGUCGGCAGCAAAGCCAACCCAUGCGCUUCCAGGCUGAAGCCCUCGACGCAACAGCUGGAGGGAUCUCUGCGGCGAACAUUGCGGCGGUCUCCCGCAACCACGGCAGCGGCAACCGCCGACCGAGCGCCGUCAUCCAUUCUGGGUCGAUACCGAACCGGUCCGGCAGCAACAGCGCACCGGUCGCCGCACCGGCCACCAAUAGCUGCGGCAUCGAUUACAGCACGGGCAACGGAAACAACACCGAAUCCAGCAACAGAUCGUCGAGCGCCGAGUACUGCCCCUCGAAGGAUACUCAAAAUGCCAAACUCAACGAACUACUGUCCGGCCAGAACUUGACAUUUUCGCCGGAUCAGGUGGCUUGCAUGUGCGAGGCACUACAGCAGGCGGGGAAGAUAGACAGACUGGCAAGGUUCUUGUGGUCUUUGCCUCCCAGUGAACUCCUCAGAGGCAAUGAAUCCGUGCUCAGAGGUCAAGCCCUCGUCGCAUUCCAUCGUGGAAAUUACAAAGACUUGUACGCUAUUCUUGAAGGACAUAACUUCGACCCGCAGUACCACAAUGAAUUGCAACAGAUGUGGUACAAAGCCCACUACAGGGAAGCAGAGAAGAUUAGAGGAAGACCUCUGGGUGCUGUGGAUAAGUACAGAUUGCGUAGGAAGUUCCCCCUGCCAAAGACAAUUUGGGACGGGGAGGAGACCGUCUACUGUUUUAAAGAGAAAUCAAGAAUUGCGCUGAAGGAGUGCUACAAGCAAAACAGAUACCCCACACCUGAUGAAAAGAGGGGACUGGCAAAGAAAACUGGCUUGACGUUGACGCAAGUCAGCAAUUGGUUUAAGAACAGAAGACAAAGAGACAGGACACCGCACCAUUAUCGGAGUGACAGUUCUCUGAGCCAUCAUCAACGGACCACAACUCCUCAUCUUUGUGUUGGCAACAGCCACAUCGUCUCCCCUGGACCUCAUGUCGUUGCUGCCCGUUCACCACCAGCUUCUUCAGCAGCUUCAUUAAGCCAUCACUUCGGCGAUGAACUUCUCCAUUUUGCAGCCAACCAAGCAUCCAAACCAACCAUGGACGAAGCUAUGGCCGUCAUGGCCAUGGUCAAAUCGGAACCUGGACUUUAUCAUCCCUCUGCACUUGUUUAUCCCGGCAACUCAUCUGCAUAUGAUACAGCGGCUACUUUAUCACAUUUACAUCACGCUGCAGCAGCGAUAAAUCAUGCGUAGUUUUCUAAUGCAGUGGAAACUCAGAAAUCCGAACCCCGGAGAUCCGAAAUUUCGGAUAAUCUGAACAACUUGUGAAGUGGAGGCCUAAAAUUACGUUUAAAAAAAAUGAAAAAUCAAUAAGUACAAUUAAAAAGCCAAACUAGAUUUUUAACGUGUGCUACUUUUAGCAAACAGAAACUUGUAAAGUGUGGCGUUAUUCAAUUGUUCUAUAACUUGUCAUAGCACAGAA